AUGUGAAACCGUGUUCGUUAAUGGGAUAAGCCAUGCGAUAAGAGAGAAAAUAUAACACUGCAACGAUUUAUAAGUAAAGUAGUGGUUGGAGACAAUCUAUUGGAGACACUCACAAUCUUGAUUUGGCAAGGCAUUUGUCUUUUAUAUUUCUUCUAGGAUGUCAUUUAUUAUCUGUUAUUAAUGGAAGGUAUUAGGAGGGGGUAUAUAUAUUUUCAUCUUCUGUUGGUGACUGGCAUCUGCUCUGGAGGAAAGCAUUCAUUUUUAUCAACAGAUUCAGUAAGACGUCUGUCAACCGGUCAGGUAAAUCAUGGACAAUGGCAAACUCUUUCUUUCAAUACGUCCGAACAUUUUCGGAUCCGGGUCAAAUUCAUUUCUUUCAACCUGGUACCCGGUAUUGAUUUCAUCAGCAUCGGCGAUGGACUCAAACCAGAUAGUACCCAUAAUGCAAUGUUUACAAGUGACGGAAAGUACACCACCUUGGCAAAGUUCAGCGGACGCACUAUGACGAGUCAAGUAACUUCUCUCAGGAAUGCAGUCUGGAUAGGUUUUUACAUUAAUUCAAUAUCAGCAUCCUUUUCACUGGAGAUCACAGUCGUCAAUCAAACAGAUGAAAUCACCCUUGAUGCAAGUGAGAGUUAUUUCAUUCAGUCUUCAAGCUAUCCCACCGAAUACCCCCAAAACUGCUACCGAUUUUGGAAAUUCCAAGCCGUCGAUGGAUUCGUCGUAUCCGUCAUCGUUCACCACUUCGAUCUCGAGUUCAAUAGGGACCAUCUCUACAUCGGCGAUGGUGUAAAAAGGUUCUCAAACCAGAUGGAUAGCUGGCACGAUCUAACUGGGAAUUUGAUCGAAAUCAGCGAGUAUAGAUAUUUUAUUUCUCUCCGGUCCUCGGUACUGAUCAUAUUCACUACGGAUUUCGUCACCGCCGAAUCCGGUUUUCGGAUAGAAUUGCGGGCAAUUGAACAAGUUGCUCAGUCUACACUACUUCAAAGUGUAACUACCAUACCAAUAUCUUCAUCCCCAUCGGAACGGGGUAGCAAUGACGUCAUUACAUUGGAAAGCAGUGCUGUACAUCCAGGAACAACAAUAAAUGGGGUACUGAACAUGCAAUGGACAAACAUUUCUCGUAAGUUCUCAAUAAUCUUCGGUGCUCUUUCUGCAUCAUUCUUUCUCAUCUUGCUCGUGAUCUUCCUGCGUUAUGUGGGGGUGAAAUUUAGACGACGCCACCAUGAUCACUUAACACAGACAGAAGGAAUGAUAUACUGCACUGUCACAGAUUCGGCACCAGUAUUGCCCCCUCGUAGAUUCAUCAGAAAACACGCGUCUCUACUCUCUGCCUCCCCACCCGACGUUCACAGACACGCGUUUUUAGAUGACGAAAGUGACAGCACCAAUGAUAUGUUAAAGAACAGUCAUGCUUUGAAAGAUGAAGUUUUUAGCGAGGUUAUAUACACCCCUUAUCUGAGUCAACAAGUUGCAUUUGAGUCCUCAAGAAACGAUGGCGCGUACGCCUGCGUACCCGAUCCCCUAGGCAAGUAUACUUUCGAUGAAAGUGAAGAAAUUGACAAGUUCGGGUUUGAUAGGCCUGUUUCACGAGCAUAUUAUGAUGUACACGAGGUGUCUGGCCCUAAACCUCGUGCCACAUGUAGGAGAUGUGGACUUGAGAAGGUCCAAUAUGAUUGGUCGGCAGCUGACGACAGUCAAAUUAAGAGGUAUGGAUCUGGAGAGGGAUGUCCUGGACAUUCAUCACCAAGACGUGUAAGACCUAACGAUAGGUAUGGUAAAGAUGAUUUUAUCGUCUCACGCGGUGCUACCUCGAAAUCUGAUGACGAUUCUCUCAGUGUGAUGUCGUGCACGUCAGGACUUGGUGGAAGCAGAUUAAGUGAAUCAUCUAAUGCCAACCGUUGUUGUUGUUCUUUACAGAGUAAUGGAUGGUUACAAUCAGAUGAGUCUUGUAACUUUCCUCCUUCCAAGGUUAGGGAAUUGUCGUCCUCAAAAACAUCAAUAAUGUCGACAGAGGAUUUGAGAUUCUCACAUUGUGACAUUGACGAAUUCGGCUACCUCAUCUGCGAAACGUCGACACCGAAAAGCGGUGGAUUUCGGCAACUUACGUCCAACCGUGACGAAAAAUUACGUUACCGUGCUAGCAGCAGCGAUGAUUGGACAACGUCAGAUGAACUCGAUUCGUCUCCUAUAAGAUAUUCGGUGAGAGAAUCGGUCUCAAGUAGUUCAACAAUCGAGCACACCUAUCUUGAGAGAGAGUGCAUUGAAUAACACUAUGGCCGAGACCUAACGUAUGAGAACAUGUGACCUCAAAUUUAAAUUCAUAAGAAUAUAAAAAAGCGACGUUCAUAAUCGUAAAGAUGGUUAAUUUAUACAUGGAUCAUUUUGGUGCACAAUAAUUUUAGCUGAUUAUCUGGUUUAUUCAUAACAUAGGACUACAUUCAUGCAGGACAAAUUUGAAAGAGAUUUGCAUGGGCUCCAGGCUGAAAAUAUUAUGAUGAAAUAGAUAGGAGUAUAAUCAGAUAAAAACAAUGCUAAAUAUUUCAUAAAAUUUGGAUGAAAAUAACGAAAAUGUGACAUUUAAUGUUUAGCAUUAUGUCAUAAAACAGUUUUAUGCACGUCUUCGUGAAUAUACAAUGUGUUGACUCAAAUUUUUACUCUUUCGAUCUGAAUGAUUUUCAACCUGUAAAUAAUACCUCAGUCACAUUUGCUUUAAGGCGGCCCUACGGCGAGUCGAAAACAGCCGUUUUAACAUAUUUCUUUGCAAUAGCUACACAUAGAUGGUUUGAAUAAAAAUGAAUAAAACUAUUGUUUUCUACUCGCCGUACGGCCGCCGCACCAUAGAGCAAAUGUGACUGAGGUAUUACUUCACAUUCUCAUUCCUUCUCUAGAAGCUGUAAUGACUAUUGUAAUGUAAAUGAGAGUGCGAGGCUGAGUGAACAUGAAUGUGAAUAAUUGAGAUUGCAGUGCCUUGGGCUUGUGAGAAAGAAGAGAGAGAGAGGCUUGUUGGUAAUAAUAGUGACACACACUCUUCAGCAUCUUUGGUGAUCGACGGUCAGCACAGCCAUUUCUUGGCUCAUAUAUUUCUAACGCUAAUUUCAAGUCACUGUAAGUAGUUUGGUAUUUUUAUAUCCUGCUAAGAUUAUAGAGGGAAUAUCAGUCGUACUGUGGGAGAAAAGAAAGCAAGUAGUUUAUGUUUGAAUUAGUAUACAUUGAUUGAAGAAAAUGCGUUUUUUAUUGAAUUGCGAUUAAAGAAGUCAAAGUUUGUUUCAAGAAAAUAUCCUUUAAAGGCUUGUCGCGUUCAAUGUAGAAACUUAGUUUUACUAUUUAAAAUAAAUCUAAUGUAUUUUUGUUUUAUCA
Messenger RNA from Lytechinus pictus (painted urchin), 3360 nucleotides. RefSeq lists its product as uncharacterized. The record is from RefSeq and is a predicted model, not a curated record. The coding region runs from base 181 to 2271 and encodes 696 amino acids. The transcript is spliced from 6 exons. NCBI's taxonomy places the organism in Eukaryota, Metazoa, Echinodermata, Echinoidea, Temnopleuroida, Toxopneustidae.